UCUAAAAAUAAAUAACUACAAAAAUUUGCCCCGAAGUUCAGCAGACACACAAAUGUUCCAGACAAUUUUUUUUUUGCAGGAAAAAAAAGCAGACAGAAAGACUGAGUGAUACAGAGUCAGAAAUGACUGGAUAGAAAGAAAAGAGAGACAGACACAGAGAAAGGGGAGGGAUUGAGUGAGAAAGACAAACAGAACAAGAAGAACAGAAGGUAAAAAAUGGAAGGAGAAAGAUGGAAUGAAAGACAAAAAAUCCCCCCAAAUGAUAGAAGGAACAACAAAAAGAAAUUGAGGGAUAGAAAGACACAGAUAGAGGUAUGGAGUGACAGAUAGAGUAAAGGGGGAAGAAAGAGCGAGGUAGAGUAAGAAAGACAGAAUGAGAGAAAGCCAGCAAGCAAGCAAUAGAAGUGGGGAGAGAAGUUAGAGAGAGAAAGACGAAUAGAGGGAGAGGGAGGGACAAUAAGACAGAAAGAGGGAUAGAGAAGAAAAAAAAAGAGAGCUUGUUUUAUCAUGCAGUAAGGGGUUAAUAGGGGGCUGAAGGUCCAUCUCUUUCUCACACACACACACAAACACUGAGCUGUGAAAGCAGAAGAAGCAGGAGCAGUGACUCGAACGUCGCACCAGGAGACACAACAGAGAGCCUGAGACUGAGUCUGUUCAGUGUGUAGGACGCUGCAGAGACCCUCAUGAUGAACGAACAUGUCUGAGCACCCGGUGCCCACCUUGGCAUUCUCCACAGGGAAAUGUUCUUCAGGUUGAAGAACCAAUGAAAGUGUGGAGCUAAUGGAGCUCUCUACAGCAAUCGUGUUCUUCGGCGUGAUGAUGACGGCGAAGGCACUGAUCGACUCUGAUGACGUCAUUACUCGGGAUGAGCAGAUCUUCCUGCUGAUCCGUGCCCGUGCGAGAUGUGAAAGAAACAUCCGAACUCGGCAGACUGUGCUCAGAGAAGGUGACUGCAUGCCCGAGUGGGAUGGUAUCAUCUGCUGGCCGAGAGGGAAACGCAAUCAGCUUGUAGCAGUGCCUUGCCCCGAGUAUGUUUACGAUUUCGACCACAGAGGUCACGCGUUCCGUACCUGCGAUGCAUUUGGAAGCUGGGAGCAGGUUCCCACCAUCAACCGCACCUGGGCCGAUUACACAGAGUGUACGACCAAGCUCCAGUCUAACGAUGGCAGUCAGGAGGAGGAGGUGUUCAGGAGGCUUCAUGUGAUAUACACUACGGGUUACUCCAUCUCUCUGACCUCGUUACUGGUAGCUGUCUUCAUCCUCUGCUACUUCAAACGUUUGCACUGCACCCGUAACUACAUCCACACGCACCUGUUCACCUCCUUUAUAUGCCGAGCGCUCAGCAUCUUCGUGAAGGACGCUGUGCUCUACACCGAGGAAGACAACGAACCAGAUUACGGAGAAGGGGGAAGCCAGACACAGAUGGUGGGCUGUAAAGUCGCUGUGACCUUAUUCCACUACUUCCUGGCAACCAAUCACUACUGGAUCCUGGUGGAGGGCUUGUACCUGCACAGUCUAAUCUUCAUGGCUUUCCUGUCAGAUAAGAAUUACCUAUGGGCUCUUAUCAUCAUAGGCUGGGGUGUUCCAGCUGUGUUUGUCUCAAUUUGGGUCAGUGUUCGAGCCUCGCUGGCUGAUACUCAAUGUUGGGAUAUCAGCGCCGGGAAUGUGAAAUGGAUUUUUCAAGUUCCGAUCCUUGCAGCCAUCGCUGUCAACUUCUUUCUUUUCCUCAACAUCAUCAGGGUUUUGGCUUCGAAGCUGUGGGAGACGAACACAGGGAAACUGGACCCGAGGCAGCAGUACAGAAAGCUGCUGAAGUCGACUCUGGUGCUGAUGCCGCUCUUCGGGGUGCACUACAUGGUGUUUAUGGGUCUUCCUUAUACAGAGGUCACCGGGAUGCUCUGGCAGAUCCAGAUGCACUACGAGAUAUUUUUCAACUCGUUACAGGGCUUUUUCGUGGCCUUCAUCUACUGUUUCUGCAACGGAGAGGUGCAGGCGGAGGUAAAAAAGGCGUGGCUAAGGCGGAGCCUCGCUCUGGAUCUCAAGCAAAAGGCCCGUGUUGUCAGCAGCACUGGGGGCGGAAGCUGUUACUACGGCGGGAUGACGUCACACACCACCGCCCCUCAGAGCAUCUGCCUCAGCGCUCAGGGGCCGAUCCUGGGUCGGAACGUGGCCUUAGGUCUCAGAGGUCAAUCGCACUUUGCGAGCUUUCCCGGGUACACACCCGGCGAGACAGCCGAGAUCACGUUACCCACAAUUCAGCCGUCGGAGCUAAGAAGCGCAGACGUCGCGGGGACAGGGUAUGAAGCGUUGAGCGUUGAGAAAAACGCGGUACCUCAAGAAGAAGAGGAGGAGAAGUUAGACAAAGAGCCAUCGCUAUGCUUCGUAGUCGAGGAUCGUUCCGGUUCGGCGUCGCUCAAAGACCUGGAAACAAUUCUAUGAAGUUUCUGUGCCCCAAAACUGUUCUUUAUUAUGUAUUUUUGAGUAUUUUUUACUCAAACACUACUGACCAGCAUUUGUGUUUAGUUAUAGAUAUUUAUUUUUGACGAUAGUUACAACCUACUGCAUUGAAUCUAAGGCGCUAGAAUCAGGUUUUAACCGGUUCAGCUAUGCUAGGACAAGCUACUAGCAUUGAUAGGCUGAAAAGAUAAAUACUGUAAAUGAUGUGCUUUAAAACAUUUGUACUUAUUGUGUACUUUCAUGGCAAGGAAUCCCCGUUAAGUUCAUUUCAGUUCCGGGUUUGUAACUGCAGGUUCAUGGGGGCAAAUACUUUUGCACAAACCAUUGUAAAUAUAAUUCAUUUUUAACAUAAGUUAAACGAUGAGAAAAAACAUCUGCAUGAAGUCAGUGUUGUUUAACAUAGCGUUUAAAGCAUAAUGUGAAGAGUUAGCAGAAGGUUCUAGUAGGAGUAGCAUGUUGCUAAUUAGCCUGGCUUCAUUUUCUUUCUCAGUUUCCUGAAGCAACACACACUGAUCAUAUUCUUCUUCUUCUUCUUCUUAUUAUUAUUAUUAUCAUUGUUAUUGUUAUUGAUUGUCUAUUCAGUUCGAUUUGUUUUGUGGAACAUUGCUUUGUUUAUAUGAGUCUGACGUGUUUUUGUGUCGCUUGCUAUUAGCGUUAGAUGCUAACGAUUGGAUCUAGCUGAGGCUAGUUCUUUCUUCACAACUUUACUCCUUUCAGCUAUCCGGCUGUACAGUCAGGUGCAAAAGUUUGAUUAAUGGAUUUUCGGCAUUACGUUAUAUAAAUAUGACUUCUUAAUAUUAUUAUAGAAUUUCGUUGUAAAUUCAAUUUAAGUUUUAUUUGUAUAGCAAUUUUAGCCAUCGUCCUAAAGCAGCUUUACUGAGAUAUAUAGGUAUGGACUCACUGAGACAUUAAGAGGAAGAAACCUUGAGAGGAACCAGACUCAAAAUAGAACCCAACCUCAACCUCAACAAUGAAUGUCCAUGUGUUAUAGUUCCACGAUUGUUGAGGGGCCAUUCAGGCAGAACUUCAUAGAUUUUUAGGCCGUUUAUGUGGACCCAUCCUCAGCUGCACCUCCAAAUGAAAAUAAUUCCUUCCAGAGGUACUACCGGAUGGAUCAGGUGGAGCUAAAAAAAGAAGAAAGGAACAGGGCACAAAUUCAUUUGUUUAAAAAAAUGAAAAUGAUUCUGAUGUGAUUUUGUUGUUUUACAGUAUUAUAUUGUCUUUUAUUUUUU
Molecule: messenger RNA, 3689 nt
Organism: Silurus meridionalis
Lineage: Eukaryota; Metazoa; Chordata; Actinopteri; Siluriformes; Siluridae
Gene: pth3r
Product: parathyroid hormone 3 receptor
Exons: 13
Coding region: 781-2439 (552 amino acids)
Biological process (GO): cell surface receptor signaling pathway; adenylate cyclase-modulating G protein-coupled receptor signaling pathway
Cellular component (GO): plasma membrane
Molecular function (GO): parathyroid hormone receptor activity; peptide hormone binding; G protein-coupled peptide receptor activity
Source: RefSeq, a predicted model, not a curated record